CUCUUCACCAAUUUGCUCCAAAAUUUACGAAGGUUGACGAAUAAUCGUUAAAAAACGAAAUGGCUGCUUAGGUCGUGCGUUCCCAACCCAAAGGCCAGUGGCUUCCUAUAAAUACGGACUGUGUUUUUCGCUUCCCAGAUAUAAGGUGGCGGAGCUACUUCAGCAGAAAAGAGCAAAUGGUGAACCUUCUGUGGCUUGGCAUUGUAGUAGGACUCGCUUUUAGCCAGUGGGUCGAUGGUUCUGUAGACUACCACUUCAAUGAAACAGAGCUGUCUUUGUUGGAGUCCCGUGAAGCAUCCUUCAUCGGGGGCAGACCUCUGCUCGUAGGACUUACCCUUAUUCAAAAUGCUGGCGCUAGAGGAGCAGUCUGCUUGGAUGGGUCAUUACCUGGUUAUCAUUUGGAUAAAGGAUAUGGAUCAGGGGCAAACAGCUGGCUUGUUAAUUUAGAGGGAGGUGGGUGGUGUAAUAAUGUUAGAACAUGUGUUUACCGCAAGAAAACACGUAGGGGGUCAUCGCAUUUCAUGGAGAAGGAGAUUCCUUUCACAGGAAUACUAAGCAAUGAUGCUGCUCAAAAUCCAGAUUUUUACAACUGGAACAGAGUGAAGAUUCGUUAUUGUGAUGGUGCCUCUUUCGCUGGGGAUGGUGAAGAUAAGAAUGCACAACUGCAAUUCAGAGGACAGCGUAUUUGGUUGGCUGCAAUAGAAGAAUUGAUGUCAAAGGGAAUGAGACAUGCCAACCAGGCUUUUCUUACUGGAUGCUCUGCUGGUGGUUUGGCCACUAUUAUUCACUGUGAUGAAUUUCGAAGUCUAUUUCCAAUGACUACCAAAGUGAAGUGUCUUAGUGAUGCUGGGUUAUUUCUUGAUGCGGUUGAUGUAUCUGGUGGGCGUACUCUCAGGAAAAUGUACAGUGGAGUUGUAGGGCUGCAGGGGGUGAAGAAAAAUCUGCCUCAAACUUGUACUAACCAUCUUGAUCCCACUUCGUGCUUUUUCCCUCAGAACUUGAUUGACAGUGUUAGAACCCCACUAUUCAUUCUCAAUGCAGCCUAUGAUUCAUGGCAGAUUCAGUCCAGCUUGGCUCCUUCAUCAGCAGAUCCCCACGGCUACUGGCAUAACUGUAGAUUAAACUAUGCUAAAUGUACUGGACCGCAACUUCAUUUUCUUCAAGGAUUCAGGAAUCAAAUUCUACAUGCUGUUAGAGGAUUUUCUAGAUCGAAUCAGAAUGGUUUGUUUAUAAAUUCUUGUUUUUCACACUGCCAAAGUGAGAGGCCGGAUACAUGGUUUGCUGACCAUUCCCCUGUCAUCAACAAGAAGGCGAUUGCUUUGGCUGUGGGGGAUUGGUAUUUCGACAGAGCAGGUGUGAAGGAUAUUGACUGUCCAUAUCCAUGCGACAAGACUUGCCACCAUCUGGUUUUCAGAUAAGCGGAGCUUCAUCAGUCGUCUCUAUCUCAUUCAUCGUCCAAUAACAGACAAUAAAAGGCAAGGUUGCUGAUUAGGUCACCAGUGAAAUCCAUUUUUUAAAGUUUACAUCAAUUAGCUGUGAAUGUGAAGCCUAUUGCUCUCAUGUAUUUUUCCCCCAAUCAGAGGCGUAUAGUCAUUGUUAGCCAAAACACUGGCUUUGAUUUAAUUGAGAUUUAAUUGAAUAUAAUAUUACCACCCGGACAGUUUUACUGUGCGAGGAAUCA
Molecule: messenger RNA, 1681 nt
Organism: Neltuma alba
Lineage: Eukaryota; Viridiplantae; Streptophyta; Magnoliopsida; Fabales; Fabaceae
Product: pectin acetylesterase 12
Exons: 12
Coding region: 177-1418 (413 amino acids)
Biological process (GO): cell wall organization
Cellular component (GO): plant-type cell wall
Molecular function (GO): pectin acetylesterase activity
Source: RefSeq, a predicted model, not a curated record